AGGCGGCGUGUUCUAUUCCCGCCAAAAUUUGCAUGUGUGACACUCAAGAGUAAGAGGUUCGGACAGAGUGCGCUGUAGGUCGGAGAAUGACCCUCUGCCCGUUUGGUCUCUGGAGAUGCACAGCGCGAGUGAAUGCAGCUAGGAGUGAAUUUUGGCGAUGACUCUUCGUUUGCUGGAAAGUGUCUGAGAGGUUUACGUCGAGGACUUUGACGAAGGUCGUUGGAUUUUGAUGGCUGCCCGGUCUAGCUCGGACGCGGAGUCUGCGCUAUUCUCGGGCGCGGAGGUGGAGUUUUUGGCGGAGGAUGACACGGUUGUCAUGGUUCCUACUCUACGAAUGGACACCCUGCACUUGAUUUGUGGAGAUUUUGGUCCCUUUAUGCCUCAGGUGCCUACGAGUGUGCCCCUAUGGCUCGGAAUUGCUAUGAAGAAACGAGGAAAGUGCCGGUUACGGGCUCCAGAGUGGAUGACAGUGGAAAACCUCACUCAGGUUUUGGAGCUGGAAAGAGAUUCUCCGCAGGAAUUUCAGCCUUUGCCCUUUCACUACGUGGAGGUUUCUAGGCUUCUCAUGGACAACGCCAGAGACGACUUAGUCGAUGUUUACAUGGUACAAACACUGAUCGAGGACAUCCGAAAUGUUAGGUUUCAUAAAGUGCAAAGCGGCUUACAAAACCUUUCAGGAAAGACACAUGCUGUCAAGCUAAAAAAUUUGGCAGCCAUGGAGGUGAACCUUAUACGCCCGUUCUUCGUCAAAGCGCUCGAGAAGUUUUACAUUCACGACGAUGAGGAGCUAAUUAAACCAACUCAGUCGGAGGCAGACAUACAACUAGCAUCAGUUGAUCGGCUUCCUAGACGAGUCCUUAGACCACGAUGAGCGUCCUGAAGCUGACUGCAGCAAACCAACUGUGGAGAAAGGACGACACUUGCGUGACACACUUCUAAAGCUGGUCGAAUUACAGAAGUAAGGGUGAACGCGUAGCCCCGUUACCCACGAUCAUGCCGCCUCGGUUUAAAUACGUAGUUAUUGGAUUGGCCUUGCCUUAGAGACUCACUUAGCAACCACCACCCAGCAGGCGGUACAGUUCGCAGUACAGUUUAUCUGUCAGCAUGCAUCAGUACCCUUCUGCAACAUAGACCAUCCGACAUCCUUGCAGAAUUCUACUCCCUUCAGGAGUGUAGAGAAAUAAGGAUUCGAAGCACAGUAGUUCUCGCGACCUUGCCAGUGGCAGACUUGUUGGGAUGUCCAAUUUGCAAUUAUGCAUGGUUAAGCGAGUGGUAGAAAUGAACAUUGCUUCCUUUCAAUUGAAGUCAAUUCACCGGCGACAACUAUUUCUUUGUAAAUAUAACAAAUGUCGGAGGGCAGGCGCACAUGUCUGUAUACUUGGACAAUUACUUCACAUUUCUCACAACGACGUAGUGAAGGGAGCCAUAAUAUGUUUACAAACCAUAUGAGCAAGAGCAUAUGUUGAUCAACAACAGAUUGAUCUUGAUAUACGCCUUUUUAUACUGUCUCACUUGUGUCUAUGUUGCAGAAGGUUGAUAGUCAUCUAUCUGAUAGUCAAG
Marchantia polymorpha subsp. ruderalis is the source of this 1560-nucleotide messenger RNA. The record is from the annotation of a GenBank genome assembly. NCBI's taxonomy places the organism in Eukaryota, Viridiplantae, Streptophyta, Marchantiopsida, Marchantiales, Marchantiaceae.